ACCACAACUCAAAAGUAUUCAAUAACAGACCUUAUUCAGGAAAACAUAUUUCAAAACUUCAUAUCAAUUGAUCAUCAGAAAUCAAGACAAAGGAAGUGUAGCUUCAAGAAAUGGCAGCAAAAAGCAAUGUCACAAAUGAUCUCAGCCGUGCCGAUUUUGGAGAGGACUUCAUCUUUGGAAGUGCAUCGGCUGCUUAUCAGAUGGAAGGUGCUGCAGAAGAAGGUGGUAGAGGCCCUAGUAUAUGGGACAAAUUUACUGAACAAAGACCUGAUAAAGUGGUCGAUGGAAGUAAUGGAAAUGUGGCUAUUGAUCAAUAUCAUCGUUACAAGGAAGAUGUCCAAAUGAUGAAGAAAAUUGGCUUGGAUGCAUACCGAUUUUCAAUCUCCUGGUCUAGAGUACUGCCUGGUGGAAGACUAAAUGCUGGUGUGAACAAAGAAGGAAUACAGUACUACAACAAUCUUAUCGAUGAGCUCUUGGCAAAUGGUAUCAAGCCUUUUGUGACUCUUUUCCACUGGGAUGUACCCCAAACUUUGGAAGAUGAAUAUGGCGGUUUCCUCUGUCGGAGAAUAGUGUAAGUGGUGUAAUUCGGUCUUAUAUAAUUUCAUCAACUGUUUAAUAACAUAUUGCUCCAUAUUAAAUACAUGAAAUAUGUGACACGGGAGCAGGAAGUUUCAUAUGCUAUGAGAGAGAGAGAGGAGAUUCGUAUACCAUGUUCGUAGCCAUCAGGUGAUUAGGACAUUACACUAAACUAAAUUUAAACUAAUGCAAAUGGUGCAUUGUAUAUAGGAGUACGUCAGAAGAUAUAUCAAAAGUGAUCUACACAGCACGAAAGCUAAAUGUUGAUAUACAAUUCGGAGUACCCAACUGGCAAUUUAGCCUACAUAAUUGUUCCAUAUGAAAUUCUUUUCUCUAACUUUAUAUUUACCUUCUCUGGACUAAUAAUUUCUUUCUGAACAGUGAUAUACUUCCCUUGACUAUUUUUUUGUUAGGCAUGUCAUGUCU
Molecule: messenger RNA, 1002 nt
Organism: Coffea arabica (coffee)
Lineage: Eukaryota; Viridiplantae; Streptophyta; Magnoliopsida; Gentianales; Rubiaceae
Source: RefSeq, a predicted model, not a curated record